This is a messenger RNA of Drechmeria coniospora, 1914 nucleotides long. RefSeq names its product putative aspartate--tRNA ligase. Gene Ontology annotation, molecular function: ATP binding; aspartate-tRNA ligase activity. Lineage: Eukaryota; Fungi; Ascomycota; Sordariomycetes; Hypocreales; Ophiocordycipitaceae. Gene Ontology annotation, biological process: aspartyl-tRNA aminoacylation. The coding region runs from base 1 to 1914 and encodes 637 amino acids. The transcript has 2 exons. The record is from RefSeq and is a predicted model, not a curated record. Gene Ontology annotation, cellular component: mitochondrion; cytoplasm.
AUGUUGGUAGAUUGCAGUGCCGAGCCAUCUGCCAGCUUGCAGUCCGACGUCCGUGUUGGCUUCGUCGGGAAACGACGCAACGUUGGCAAGCACCUCGCCUUUGCCGAUCUCACCACGCCGUCGGGCGAGGUGAUACAAAUAUGUUCCAACGCCGAUGCCGACGCAGCGGCGCACGAAAAAUUUCGACAAAUACCCGCCUUUUCACCCGUUCGCAUCGAGGUGCGGUCGCAGCCCCCGCCGAGCACGCCGAGCCGAGACUCGGACGGCUCGAAGCCCACGUACCACCUGCGUGAUAUACGACCGCUCAACAGCGUGCCGAAAGACCUCAUCGUGACACCCGACGUGCAGUUUCCUCCGACAAAGCGGCAUCUGCAGCUUCGCUUUCACCCCGAGCUGCAGGCCCGACUCAGGUUUCGCUCCUGGCUGAAGGGUGCGCUGAACCAGGCGUUGCUGGAGAAGGGGUUCUUGGACGUCGAAACUCCCACGCUGUUCAAGUCUACCUUGGAGGGCGCCAGGGAGUUUCUCGUGCCCACGAGACAACGGGGGACGGCGUACGCUCUGAGCCAAAGCCCUCAGCAGUACAAGCAGGUCCUCAUGGCCAGCGGCAUGUCGCGGUACAUGCAGUGGGCGAGGUGUUAUCGCGACGAGGACCUGCGGGCCGAUCGACAGCCAGAAUUCUCACAGCUCGACAUGGAAUGGGCGUUUGCGGACGCGUCGUUGGUCAGGCAAGAUGUGACCGACAUGAUGCUGAAAGCGCUAUCCGCUCUGCAUCCGUCUUCAAGCUACCGGGAUGUCCGCGGGGAGAGAAUACCGCUGUUGUCGGAGAUCCCGGCCGACUCUUCAUCCGCCGGGGGGCGAGCAGCGCACGAAAUUACGACGAUUACCUUUGCCGAGAGCAUCGCAGCGUACGGAUCAGACAAGCCGGACCUGCGAAUACCCAACCGAAUACACCGCAUUGAAAGUCUAGAUUCCAUCCGUGGCUUUGUCGGCAUGAUCACGCAUCUACCUGACCCUCAGGUCGAAGCCUUCACCUUUGCCCUCAGCGGCUGCUCACCUGCCGAAGCUCGCAAGUUUGUCGUCAACUUCAUGGACAACUUGCCGCCCUCCUUGGCCGAGAACGCCGAUGGCAAACCUCAAAUCAUGAUUCACGAUUCCAGACAACCCCUGGCAGGGUUCUCGUCGCUCGGGUUCGAGUAUCAGUCGAUACUGGAUCAGAUAUCCGGUGGACGCGAGAUCAACGACGGGGAUCUUGUGGUCUUCCAAGCACGAGAGAAACCGUCUGGUCAGUACUGCCUCGGGUCGACGAAAUUGGGCGACAUUCGGUCUGGGUUGUGGAAGGCGCUUGUCGAAGCAGGCUUCAUGACGAGGCCUCCUCGGCUGGGAGAGGCGGGUUCCCUGCGGUUUGCAUGGAUAACGGAGUUCCCCAUGUUCAAGCCCGUCGAGGAGGGCGAGCCCGGUCAGGGCGGCGCAGCAGGCAUCUCGGCCUCGCACCACCCGUUCACGGCGCCGCUGUCCGCCGCCGACCUCGAGCUGCUCUUCACCGAUCCGCUGCAGGCGAAGAGCGCCGCGUACGACCUUGUCCUCAACGGCACCGAGAUCGGCGGCGGCAGCGAACGCAACCACAUCCCCGAGGUGCAGGAUUUCAUCAUGCGCGACGUUCUUCGGAUGACGGAUCAGCGGAUACAAGACUUUGCCCACCUCUUCGACGCGUUGCGCUCCGGCUGCCCGCCGCACGCCGGCUUCGCCCUCGGAUUCGACCGUCUGGUGGCGCUGAUGACGGAUACACCCACGGUGAGAGACGUCAUGGCCUUUCCCAAGACGAUGAAGGGAGAAGAUCCAUUUGUGAAAUCGCCGAGCCGGCUGAGGGAUGAGCAGCUGGUGCCAUACGGGCUGCAACUGAGGAAGAAGGAGUAG